AUGCGUCCCUCACCCCAGUUUCUCGCCGCGGUCUCGCGCAGCCAGCCUUCCAAGCUCAAAAAGCCUUCCAUUAGUCUAGACCAUUUUAUCCAGAGACAGCGAGUAUUGUCAUUAUGGCGGGAAAUCGUGCGAGCAUUAAUAAGUACAUACGCUUAUCCCAAUUCCCGGACCAUGCAUGGAUGGCCAGAGGUUCCUCCCUCAUCAACGCGGACUGAACUGCACAGAUAUGCGCGUGAUGAGUUCGAGCGCCAUCGCAAUGUAACGGAUGUGACAGGAAAAGCGGAAUUCGACACCAUGCGACGCUAUAUCGACGAACAGGUCGCUGGUUGA
Penicillium vulpinum is the source of this 330-nucleotide messenger RNA. RefSeq lists its product as uncharacterized. The transcript is spliced from 4 exons. Bases 1 to 330 code for a protein of 109 amino acids. The record is from RefSeq and is a predicted model, not a curated record. Lineage: Eukaryota; Fungi; Ascomycota; Eurotiomycetes; Eurotiales; Aspergillaceae.